AUGGACCCGAACAUGUUAUCGUACGCGGCUUUCUUGAGGGGCUCUACUCCUUUCAUGCCACCCACUUUCGGCUUUGGCCAAGUCGGUGGCUCUCAACCAUCACAACAACAACCCGAAACCGAUGUGGAUAUCGUGCCGGAGACGCAACCUGAACCGCGAGAGACAUCGAGACGCGGCAAAAGGUCGCAUAAAAAGAAGGAACCGAACAAACCUCGUCGUAAGCAUACUUACGUUAUUUGGACGAAGGACGAGGAAUUCACGUUGGUUCGGGCGUGGGUGGAUGUUUCAGAGGACCCCGAUGUUGCAAACUUUCAAAUGGGUUCCGAAUUUUGGAAUAGGAUUCGUGCACUGUUUUAUAGCACGUGGGGUAAGGGUGAACAUCGUGACAAGGAUUCCAUUUCUAGCAAAUGGACCGACAUUAACAACAAGUGUCACUCCUUCCAAGAAGUUUAUCAACGUAACUACGAUAAUCGGCCAAGCGGAGAUAGUGACAUCGGCGUUUUAACGAGGACUAUGGAAGAGUACGAGAAAACAAAAGGCGUUUUCCCGUACUAUAAGUGUUGGGAACUACUACGAAAAAGUCCAAAGUGGGCAGGCGUAGUGACCAUGACGUCGAGUAGUAGACGUCGAGCUAAACGGUCAAAAACGUCAUCCUCCGUUGACCCCGAUACCCCAACUUCCGAUGCCCACAAUGUCGAUCUAUAUGUUGUUGUGGACGUUGACGAGCAAGUUGAAGAAGAGUUGGCCCGACCGCCCGAGUGUUGGUUCUCAAUUAUCUAUGAGUAUUCGGAACCAAUAGCAGAUGAUGGCCAAAAGAAAUCAUUAUUGCUAUUUGAUGAAAGUGAAAGAACUAAAUUCAUCAAUGAAAAGAAAAUGAUAAUUUUUUUGCAGCAAUCAGUAAAAGAUGAUAUUCUCACCCUCUUACAACAUAAAGGAACAACAUUUUCAAUGUGGAAUGCACUUAAACUUGGGAGGCCAACAAAUGAUGAAGAAUGA
Helianthus annuus (common sunflower) is the source of this 996-nucleotide messenger RNA. Its product is annotated as glutathione S-transferase T3-like. Lineage: Eukaryota; Viridiplantae; Streptophyta; Magnoliopsida; Asterales; Asteraceae. The coding region runs from base 1 to 996 and encodes 331 amino acids. The record is from RefSeq and is a predicted model, not a curated record. The transcript is spliced from 3 exons.